GGAGUAUUUGCUCCCACGUCCUGUAAUAAACAAAGACUAUAGAGCUAGCGUAGCCAAUCUGUCAACAUGAAUCCCCAUUUUUUAAGGCCAAUGAUCUCCCUUCUCUCACCUCUUCUCUUUUCUUUAAUUGUCUUUAUUGCCUUCUAUUCUGUGUACUCUAGCUAACCCCAUUUCCAUGCUUAGCUGAAUUGCCACAUUAAUUAUCAUCAUCAUCGAUCAUCACUACCUUGUAGCUGGAUCAAGGGUCAAGAUCCAACCCAAAUCUCAAGAAAUGGACAGUAAAUUCAGCAACAACAGGCACCGUUAUAUCAAUGAAUUACUAGAAGAAGAUGCUGAAGUAGCUCAUCAUCAUCAAGAAAACAUUGCUGAUUCCCCUCCUUCUUCCACCGCGUUUAACAUCGAUGGCUUGGUCACUUCCUCCUCCACUUCUUCAGCUAAGAGAAGCAGGCGAGCCAUACAGAAAAGGGUGGUGCAAAUCCCAAUCAAGGAGACGGAAGGAUCAAGGCUAAAAGCAGAAAACAACACACCACCCUCCGAUUCAUGGGCAUGGAGAAAGUACGGCCAAAAACCCAUCAAAGGUUCCCCAUAUCCCAGAGGGUACUACCGGUGUAGCAGUUCCAAAGGUUGUCCGGCGAGGAAACAAGUGGAGAGAAGCCGCGCGGACCCCACCAUGCUCGUCGUAACCUACUCCUCCGAGCACAACCACCCGUGGCCGGUUUCCAGGAGCAACAACCAAGCUAAACCGGCAGCCAAGAAGCCCGAACCGGAACCGGAACCGGUCGAGCCGGAGGAGAAGUUGGAGGACCUGGGCGGCGAAAACGAGCUGGGGUGGCUGGGAGUAGAGAUGGAGACGGCGUCAUCCGCUGCCGCCAUGCUCGAGAGCCCGAUCAUGGCGCCGGAGUUUGACGAGGCUGACGUGGCGUCGGUGUUUCUGCCGAUGAGGGAGGAGGACGAGCUGCUGUUCGCUGACCUCGGGGAGCUGCCGGAGUGCUCCGCGGUGUUCCGGCAUGGUUUGGUGGAUGUCCGGCGGCGGCUAGCGACGCCGUGGUGCGGGACCACAACAAGUUGACAUCUAUCCCGUGUGACACGUUCCAAGAAAAAGAUACCCGGAUUUUUAAAUUUUAUCUUCUUGUCAUCAGAUUUGAAUUUGAAUUUUUUAUUUUAUUUUUUUCUUUAAUGCUACUAGUUCACUUGAUAGUAGAUUGAAGAAAAAAAGGAAAAUAGAACAAGUGUGGAUGGAGAUGGGAAGCAUGGGAUAAGGAAUAAAACAGGGAAGGAUAAGAGGGAUUGGUUGAAUGUAAAUGUGUCUUUCAAAACCAGGUUUAUAUGUGGAAAAGUGAUUUUAGAACAAA
This is a messenger RNA of Lotus japonicus, 1352 nucleotides long. RefSeq names its product probable WRKY transcription factor 65. The record is from RefSeq and is a predicted model, not a curated record. Gene Ontology annotation, molecular function: transcription cis-regulatory region binding; DNA-binding transcription factor activity. Gene Ontology annotation, biological process: regulation of DNA-templated transcription. The transcript is spliced from 3 exons. Gene Ontology annotation, cellular component: nucleus. Bases 272 to 1069 code for a protein of 265 amino acids. Lineage: Eukaryota; Viridiplantae; Streptophyta; Magnoliopsida; Fabales; Fabaceae.